Prunus armeniaca (apricot) is the source of this 345-nucleotide messenger RNA. The record is from the annotation of a GenBank genome assembly. Lineage: Eukaryota; Viridiplantae; Streptophyta; Magnoliopsida; Rosales; Rosaceae.
AUGGUGGAAAUUUUCCUUACUUUUGCUGCUGAGGGAAUACUGAAGAAGGUGGCUUCACUUGCGGCCCAAGAAUUCAAUCUUGCCUGGGGAUUCAAAGCAGAGCUGACAAGGCUCAGUGAAUCUUUGAACAUGAUUCAAGAUAUCUUAAGUGAAGCUGUCGAGCAACCGCAAGGUCGGGGCAAGGCAGUAGAGGAGUGGGUGAAGAAACUUAAACAUAUAGCUUAUGAUGCUGAUGAUGCGUUGGAUGAGUUCAAAUAUGAAGAUCUUCGGAGUAAAGUAGGGCUCCGAAACCAAAUCCACAUAAAGGUAUUGAUCGCCCUCCUAUCCCAGUGCUUUUCAUCUUAA